CCACUAAUCACGCACCAUUCUCAAAAAACUCAUUAUCAAACAAUUUUUAAAAUAAAUUAAAAAACUCCAAAACACUACUUAAACACAAAAAGAUAAUUGGAUUCACGUUCUUCUACUUAAUUCAUUCCAUCCACACACACACAAAACUCUUCCAUUGUCAUUUCUUUCCAAACGUGACACCAACUUCACCAUUCAAAAAAGAAGAAAAAAAAAGGAAAUGGACGAAAACGGUGAAGGAGGUGAAGAGUACUUGUUCAAGAUCGUGUUAAUCGGCGACUCAGCAGUAGGAAAAUCGAACCUACUUUCACGAUUCGCACGAAACGAAUUCGACUCGAAUUCAAAAGCAACAAUCGGCGUUGAAUUUCAGACGCAAAUGGUGGAAAUCGACGGUAAAGAAGUGAAGGCGCAGAUCUGGGAUACUGCUGGUCAAGAACGUUUCAGAGCUGUUACUUCUGCUUACUAUAGAGGUGCUGUUGGUGCUCUUGUUGUUUAUGAUAUUAGUAGGAGAGGUACUUUUGAUAGUAUCAAGAGGUGGCUUGAUGAACUUACUACUCAAAAUGAUAGCACGGUAGCAACCAUGUUGGUGGGAAAUAAGUGUGAUUUGGAGAAUAUCAGAGAAGUGAGCACAGAGGAGGGAAAAACUCUUGCAGAAGAAGAAGGUUUGUUCUUUAUGGAGACAUCAGCACUCGAAUCUACCAAUGUUCAAACGGCUUUUGAGAUUGUUAUCCGUGAAAUUUACAAUAACAUCAGCCGCAAAGUCUUAAACUCUGAUUCUUAUAAGGCUGAAUUGUCUGUGAAUCGAGUAAGCCUGGUUAAUGGGGCAGGAUCAAAGAAAAAUCUGCUCAAUUUUUCCUGUUGUUCAUGAUGAGCUUUUUGCUUUGACUUGGAGUUGAUACUUGUUUGAAUCUUUCAAGAGUAGUUUGUUGUUCUAUACUUUUUUUUCAUCUUCUUUUGGGUCAUUUUCCCUAGCUACUAUUUCUUGCCAUUGUGUUUCCUUCUUCAUUUCCUCCUCCAUGUUUAAGUUCUUAUGACCCUCAUUCCAUACAAUCUGAAAGAAAAAAGAACAGAAACGAGAAAUGUUUUGCUCUUCCAUGAAAUUGCUUGCUUAGUGGGAUGGUCCACUAUCACUUAAAGCUUC
Molecule: messenger RNA, 1138 nt
Organism: Cicer arietinum (chickpea)
Lineage: Eukaryota; Viridiplantae; Streptophyta; Magnoliopsida; Fabales; Fabaceae
Product: ras-related protein RABA5b
Molecular function (GO): GTP binding; GTPase activity
Source: RefSeq, a predicted model, not a curated record